Cyphomyrmex costatus is the source of this 634-nucleotide messenger RNA. RefSeq names its product ribosomal protein L18A (gene RpL18A). The coding region runs from base 34 to 567 and encodes 177 amino acids. Gene Ontology annotation, biological process: translation. NCBI's taxonomy places the organism in Eukaryota, Metazoa, Arthropoda, Insecta, Hymenoptera, Formicidae. Gene Ontology annotation, cellular component: ribosome. Gene Ontology annotation, molecular function: structural constituent of ribosome. The record is from RefSeq and is a predicted model, not a curated record. The transcript has 3 exons.
UCCAGUUUAUCGUUGAACGUGACACACGUUAUAAUGAAGGCGAAAGGUGAACUGAAAGAAUUCGAGGUGAUAGGGCGCAAGCUCCCCACCGAGAAGGAGACGACCACACCGCUAUACAAAAUGAGGAUAUUCGCGCCUGAUGCUAUAGUAGCAAAAUCCAGGUUUUGGUACUUCUUGCGCCAGUUGAAGAAGUUCAAGAAGUCUACUGGAGAGAUCGUGUCUCUUAAACAGAUUCCUGAGAAAACUCCAAUGAAAAUCAAGAACUUUGGAAUAUGGCUGAGGUAUGAUUCCCGAUCUGGUACACACAACAUGUAUAGGGAAUACAGGGACCUCUCUGUCAGUGGAGCGGUAACUCAGUGUUAUAGAGACAUGGGUGCUCGUCAUCGUGCACGUGCCCAUUCCAUACAGAUAAUCAAGGUGGAGGUUGUAAAGGCUGCAAACUGCCGCAGACCCCAAGUAAAGCAGUUCCACGACUCCAAGAUCAAGUUCCCGUUGCCCAAACGAAUUCAACACAGAAAUCGUAUGCCACGGUUCAGCGUCCGGAAGCCGCGCACCUAUUUCCUCUAAAUGACAUGGUGUUUUUGUACUGCGACGCUAUACUACUCUGCAGAAAAUAAAGGGACUUUCAACAUAA